AUGAUUUCGGUAAUGGACAUUUUUUCCUGGAAGUUUUUUGCCGGUCUUAUCCUGGCAUUAUCUCCCAUUAUCAGUUAUGGAGACACAGUCUGGACAAUCUACCGGACCAAACAAUGCGUGGGGUUUAGUUUGGAUCUAACGGCCAUCAUGCUGAUAUCCUCUAUUCUUCGCAUUUUCUUUUACUUUGGCGAGCCCUACGAACUCAGUUUGCUCAUGCAAUCCAUCAUUAUGAUUGUCGUCCAAGCUUAUUUGCUUCAUCUGGCCCUCAAGUACCGGGUUUUAUCUGGAGCCCCCAACGGGUCGGUUGACGAGGAGGACCCCCUUUCCGAAGAACCUGCUAGUACUCACACUCUUGGAGGGACACACAAUCAUAAUAACCAUCAUCAGCAAGACUCUGGUAACAGCCCAUCAACUUCAAAGGUCCCCAGCAACAAGGACAGUGGACCUUUAUUAGACAGCGAUCCAGGCGAUAUUGGUCUCUCUUCGCGACGAAAAAGUAUAUCAGACGUGGUGCACAAUACACGACCCAGUAGAAGUGGUAGGGUUAUCGAUUCUAUGGAGGAAUCUCCGAGCCCGACUGAUUGGGAUCCGCAUUCCAACUACCCCAAGAACCAUGGCAGAAUAAAGCAGCACGCGCACCUGUUUUUGGAAUACCGCGUCAAAUACCCACUUUACAAAAUCUACUACAAAGUCAAAGACAUUUUUAUUUCGUUUUUUACAAACAAAAGCGGUGAAAAUGCAGGGAUUUUUGGAAGCGCUUAUCCAACUUAUGGCAUGAGCACGCGUCCAUUUGGGUUUUGGCAAUGGAUCGACCCCGAGGCCUAUUGGGUUUGGCUAAUUAAGUUCAACAUACUUCUCACGGUUCUGCAUUUUCUUAUUGGAAGUUGGUCCAUGUUUUAUAUCCAAACACUUGGUUUUGUGGGUCUUAUGCUGGAAGCCAUUCUCCCUCUGCCACAGCUCAUUGUCAAUGCUCAGCGACACUCAGUUCAGGGAUUCAGAUUAUCUCUGCUUCUUAACUGGCUUGCCGGCGAUGCAUCUAAAAUCUUUUACUAUCUAUACGGUACAUCAGACCCAGAAAAACUUGCAUUUCAGUUUAUGAUGUGUGUUGUGAUUCAAACUAUUCUCGAUCUCAUUGGUGGCUGGCAGUACGUUUACUACAACUAUAUUUUUAAAGCUCCCAAGUCUUCAACGUACCGCAUGCCUCAAGCCUCUUCGUCCCGACCAACUUCCAUUAUUCUCAAUGGUCCCAACCCUGUUUUACCAAUCCCUCGUGAUAGUAUAGAGCUCGAUGUAGUACCAUUCCCCGACUACGCCCCUCGAAACACCUCACAGCAGCAAACUCCAAACACAAAGGGUAAGACUGCAGGUGAGCCUUUGCUAUUAUCUUCAGAUGCAUAUGAGGCAACUGCAGUUUUGCCUAUUCCGUUGAUUGACAGCAACAGCAUGAGUCCACAUAUGAGUGCCCACAGUGACAGCGAUUUAUUGCCGGAGCCGCAUUUUGGACCCAGUGGGCACCAUCAUCAUCGUCAUCACUACACGUUUGAUGCCGAAGAUGAGAGUUCGCCGCUAUCAGACCCAACAGUGACAUCUGCAACAACAUCAACACUUCAUGUGUCUGAUACCUCAAAGGAUAUUGACUCAAUUACACUACUUGAUGACAUUGAAAGUGGCGAUAUUGCGAGUCUGUCGGCACAGGACUUAUUGAAUCGAUCGCCUAAGGUUUACGUGCCUAACUCGUCAGGCACGCUUCUUGCAACUAAAACAAGACAGCGUGCACAAAGUAUGUCUUCGCAACCUGACCCAGACUUGUACUACAGUUGA
This is a messenger RNA of Magnusiomyces paraingens, 1821 nucleotides long. RefSeq lists its product as uncharacterized. Gene Ontology annotation, cellular component: endosome; trans-Golgi network. The record is from RefSeq and is a predicted model, not a curated record. Gene Ontology annotation, biological process: retrograde transport, endosome to Golgi; phospholipid translocation. The coding region runs from base 1 to 1821 and encodes 606 amino acids. NCBI's taxonomy places the organism in Eukaryota, Fungi, Ascomycota, Dipodascomycetes, Dipodascales, Dipodascaceae. The transcript has a single exon.